CCAAAACCCAAACUAGCCAGAUAGCCAGCAGCCAGUCAGCCAGAGUUUCAACAAUUCAACAUUAAUUAAUUGGAAUUCAAAUUCGAAAUUAAUUCGAAAAAUUGGGCUCAUUUUUGACUAAACCUGAAAAAUAGUGCUGUAACUACUAACUGAAGCAGCGAUUUGUGAUGACUGAUAACUGUCGAACAGGAACAGUCGAGAUGUGAUGUAAUUGUGAUCGGGCUUACGCUUUUCCCUAGUCAAUGGAAAAUUCGCUUAGAAAUGGAGCUUCGAGAGUUGUGUUACGAUAAAGCAGAGUACGUUGAAACGGCAUCUGGAAAUAAAGUUAGCAGGCAAACGACAUUAUGCGGUUCCCAAAAUAUAAUUUUGUUGGGCAAAGUAAUCGUUCAGUCCAACGCUAUCGUCAGAGGCGACUUGGCUAAUGUGCGAACCGGAAGAUACUGCAUCAUUAGUAAAAACUCCGUUAUCCGACCGCCGUAUAAAAAGUUUAGCCACGGGGUUGCAUUCUUUCCCAUGAGAAUCGGCGAUCACGUGUUUAUUGGUGAAAAUUCGGUGGUAAGCGCGGCCGAUGUGGGAUCCUACGUUUACAUUGGCAAGGACGUAGUUAUUGGUCGACGUUGCAUAUUGAAAGACUGCAGUAUGAUCGCAGAUGGUACCGUAUUACCUCCUGAAACGGUGGUACCGUCUUUCGCCAGGUACGGUGGUUCCCCGGGCGUGUACGUUGGCGAACUGCCCGAAUGUACGCAAGAACUGAUGAUCGACUACACUCGAAGUUAUUACCAGCAUUUUGUUCCGCAACAAUCAGAUUAACGAGGAUUGAUCGUUUUUUUUUUUUUUUAGAAUUAUUCAUUUCUCGAUGUAAAUUAUGUACAUAAAAUAUACUCGCAUUCUUGCGAACGGAAUCAUUGUCAAUCGUAAUAAAUACACAUUUGGCGGCUGAA
This is a messenger RNA of Planococcus citri (citrus mealybug), 941 nucleotides long. RefSeq names its product Dynactin 5, p25 subunit (gene DCTN5-p25). Lineage: Eukaryota; Metazoa; Arthropoda; Insecta; Hemiptera; Pseudococcidae. The transcript is spliced from 4 exons. The record is from RefSeq and is a predicted model, not a curated record. Gene Ontology annotation, cellular component: dynactin complex. Bases 262 to 810 code for a protein of 182 amino acids.